Molecule: messenger RNA, 3102 nt
Organism: Neopelma chrysocephalum (saffron-crested tyrant-manakin)
Lineage: Eukaryota; Metazoa; Chordata; Aves; Passeriformes; Pipridae
Product: 24-hydroxycholesterol 7-alpha-hydroxylase
Exons: 12
Coding region: 152-1552 (466 amino acids)
Biological process (GO): cholesterol homeostasis; bile acid biosynthetic process
Molecular function (GO): iron ion binding; steroid hydroxylase activity; oxidoreductase activity, acting on paired donors, with incorporation or reduction of molecular oxygen
Source: RefSeq, a predicted model, not a curated record
CUGGGCCGCUUGGUGCUUUGACAUCUUGUCUCCAUGGCAGUGCUCAGCUGGCGGGGCUGAUCAGAGGGCCUAUUCAUUAACUCGGAAUGCGCGGUCAUGCCGGUGCCGCGGUGCACUGAGCAGCUGCCGGGGCAGGCAGCGAGCAGGCAAAAUGGAUCUCACUCUCCUCUUGGCAGCAAUCCUGGGGCUCCUUAUUGUCAAGGCUGUUUUGUUUCAGCUGAGAAACCCGAGCUGCCCUCCUUGCAUCAGGAGCUGGAUCCCUUGGUUUGGAGCCGCGUUUCAGUUCGGGAAAGCUCCUCUGGAGUUUAUAGAGCAAGCUAGGAACAAGUAUGGACCCGUGUUCACAAUAUUCGCUCUGGGAAAACGAUUUACUUUUGUGACUGAGGAAGAAGGAACUGAAGUAUUUUUUAAAUCUGAAGACUUAAACUUCGAACAGGCAGUACAACAAGCUGUCAAGAAUGCAGUUUCUGUUCCUGCAGAAGCAUUUUAUCAGAAUCACGGUAACCUGUACAGCAUGAUGAAGGGAAAAAUGAGUCCUUCCAAUCUGCACAUGUUCACGGGCACUUUGUGUAAGGAGCUACAAGAGCACAUGGCUCAGCUGGGCAUGGAGGGCACAGGCGACCUCAAUGACCUGGUAAGGCAUGUCAUGUAUCCAGCAGUGGUGAACACUUUGUUUGGGAAAGGCAUCUGCCCGACAAGUCAGAGCAAAAUCAAGGAGUUUGAAGAACAUUUUCAGAAGUACGAUGAGGACUUUGAAUACGCUUCUCAGAUGCCUGAGUGCUUCCUGAGGAACUGGUCUAAAUCCAAAAAAUGGCUUCUAAAAUUAUUUGAGAAAGUAGUGUUGGAUGCUGAAAGGACCAACCCUUCAGACACCACAUCCAAGACACUACUGCAACAUCUCCUGGACAACUUGCAAGGAAAACAUUUAGCUCCCAAUUAUGGUCUCCUCAUGCUCUGGGCUGCCCAAGCAAAUGCUGUCCCCGUUGCAUUUUGGACCCUUGCUUUCAUACUGUCUCAUCCUUCCAUUUACAAGAAAGUCAUGGAAGACCUGGCUUCUGUUUUUGGCAAAGCAGGUAAAGAUAAACUGGAAGUCUCUGAAGAGGACCUGAAGAAGCUCCCUUUUAUUAAAUGGUGCACUUUGGAAGCCAUACGGCUGAGGUCUCCAGGUGCAAUCACCAAGAAAGUAAUAAACCCAAUUAAAAUUAAGAAUUUCACCAUCCCUGCAGGUGACAUGCUGAUGUUGUCGCCCUAUUGGUUGCACCGGAAUCCAAAAUAUUUUCCAGACCCAGAAAUGUUCAAACCUGAUCGUUGGAAAGAGGCAAAUUUAGAGAAGAAUGCUUUCUUGGACAGCUUUGUGGCAUUUGGAGGAGGGAAGCAUCAGUGUCCAGGAAGGUGGUUUGCAAUCAUGGAAAUCCAGUUGUUUGUUGUUCUGUUCCUGUACAAGUAUGAAUUUGUGGUGUUGGAUGCAGUACCAAAGGAGAGCCCUUUACACUUGGUGGGGACACAGCAACCCAUGGCACCAUUCCGGGUCCAGUAUAAAUGCCGGGAAUAAAAGCUGCCCAGCACUAACCUUCCUUUGCCAUUCCCCCCCCACCCCGCAUGGAUGAACCACUGAGCUGCUUCCCUAUCCUACACCUUCAGAUAAGUUCUCUGCCUGAAGAGUUCUUAAUUUCAACUUUCAAUGCUGCACAUACUCAAUAUUCACAUAUUCAAUGCUGAACUGUGCUGUGCCAUACCAGAAUAGUGGUACCUGUGCUCUGCACCUGGUUGCCCACCUCCUAGUGCUUAAAACCCAAGCUCUCCUGCUGCAUUCAUAAUUUGGGGGGCAGUUAUUCACAGAUUUUGCAAAUCUGAUAUGCUAAGCUUGCCAACCAAACAUUCAGGACAAAAAGCUGCAGUGUUUGGAAAUCCUGCGUGGAAGCUGUGCUAGAAUGUGCAGGUUGCUUCAAACCAAGGCCAAAGUGGUGCCUCAUGCUAAGAAAUCAGAUUGGUAACACUGUACAUCUCCCUGGUGUUGGUGUGCACAAUAUCCAGGACAGUCUGAGCAGAGACCACCAGAUCAGAUCCACAGCCUGAUAAAAUAUCAUGACUUCUGUGCCACUGCCUCUGUGGGUAGGUGAAGAUCUGGCCUGCUCUGCCUGCAACAGGUGCCAACUUUUUGCAAAUAAAAUGCAUUUGUAAUGGAAAAAUUGCAAGCACUUGGGUCUUGUUCCACUGGAGCCCCUAAAAUUUCUACUGAGCAUUACUUGUUCCACAGGAUUCAGAAUUGGUCCUUGCAUGAAUAUACAAUGAAAGUUUGACUGGGAUGUUCAGCUCUCAGUAAAAAGUGAUUGCAAAAAAAGACUGGUUGUCUAAUAUCUAGAACACUUUUGCUUUCCCUUUCACGUGACUUAUAGAACAAAUUGCACAAAUCUAAGAAUAUUCAAUCCUAUAAAGAAUACCUAGUAAAAGUUGUUUGAUGGAGCUGUCAAGUAAGUUCAGAUAACACUUUCACUGCUGUCAGAUUUCAUAUACAAUAAUAGCUGGCAUGUAUUUUUAGUCUAUUAAGUAAAGAUUAUUCAUCAUUUUAAAAGUAUUUGCAAAAAAAAAUCCCACACAAAUAGACUUUCAACAACAGUAAAACUAUGGGAAUAACAAGCAUAGGAAAAUAACACAUUGUAUAAUUCAUUACGUAGUUGGCUUACCUUCGUUAUGGAUAGAACAACUUCAGUGAUUUAUACGGUUGGAAAAUGAUUCAUCCGACUUCUAAUUUAGCUCAUUAUAGUCAACUCUGCAAGAGUUGCACUCUUAACUGCUAUUUCAGUGUCUCUUCCAAAACUGAAAUCUAUUCCCUUGGUUUUCAUGCACAGUAUUACCCAGAAGUGUAUAUAUUAAUUUUAAAAUUUGGCAAUCACCGCAAUAUCUGUAAGGCCAGGUGGGACAGGGCUUUGAGCAACCUGGUUUAGUGGAAGGUGUUCCUGCUCAUGGCGUGGGGUUGAAAUCAGAUAAUCUUUUUAAGGUCAUUUCCAACCCAAACCGUUCUGUGAUUCUAUGGUUUUAUGUAUUUUCCAGUUUUGCAAAGUUAUUUUUUUUUCCCAAAUGCGCAUUGUUUUUUAUUUUUCU